This is a messenger RNA of Candoia aspera, 2448 nucleotides long. Its product is annotated as histone H1.0. Gene Ontology annotation, cellular component: nucleus; nucleosome. Gene Ontology annotation, biological process: negative regulation of DNA recombination; nucleosome assembly; chromosome condensation. Gene Ontology annotation, molecular function: nucleosomal DNA binding; double-stranded DNA binding; structural constituent of chromatin. The record is from RefSeq and is a predicted model, not a curated record. The transcript has a single exon. Lineage: Eukaryota; Metazoa; Chordata; Lepidosauria; Squamata; Candoiidae. The coding region runs from base 485 to 1063 and encodes 192 amino acids.
CGGCUGCUGCCUAGAGAGCCAGACACAGAGCAAGAAGCGGAGGCAGGGCGCAGCAGAAGCUGUCAGAAGAGGUGGGGAAUUGAGUCCCAGAGAGGGAGAAGGCACGCACGAGCUGAGGUUGGGCACAAAGCAGUCCCCGAGCCCAAGAGCGGACACCUGCUUCCCGAAAAGAUUGGUGAGGCAGAAGGGCCUUAAGCAAGAGCUCCUUCUCAGGAGGGGGCAUUCCCCAAGAAGACUGUCCUGACCACGCCCUGCCAUCAGCUGCCUGGAAAGCCUGUAAGACGGUGGCAUCCUCCCUGGGCAUUAGAAAAAGACUCUGCAAGGGAACCUGUUGGCAAAAGUUCAGUACAUCUCAGCAAGAUCCUCUGCACCACGCAGGCUGCUGGGAAGGAGUCCCACGUGUCUAGAGGGAGUUUAGGACCAGCCCUGAGACCGGUGGCUUAGACAGCAGACCUCUCCUUCUGAAGGGAAACUGCACAGCGGCAUGACUGAAAACUCGACUGCGGCCCCUGCUGCCAAACCCAAGCGGGCCAAGGCGGCCAAGAAGUCCACAGACCACCCCAAGUACUCCGACAUGAUUGUGGCCGCCAUCCAGGCUGAAAAGAGCCGGGCUGGUUCCUCGCGCCAGUCGAUCCAGAAAUACAUCAAGAGCCACUACAAGGUAGGAGAGAAUGCCGAUUCCCAAAUCAAGCUGUCCAUCAAGAGGCUGGUCACAACAGGUGUCUUGAAGCAGACCAAGGGGGUCGGGGCGUCGGGUUCCUUCCGCCUGGCCAAGAGUGACGAACCCAAGAAGGCUCCGGUCAAGAAGGCCAAAAAGGAGGUCAAGAAGGCCGCAACGCCCAAGAAAGCUGCUAAGCCCAAGAAAGCUGCUGCCAAGUCCCCGGCCAAAAAGCCCAAGCCUGCCGCGAAGAAAGCCAAAAAGAAGCCAGCGCCCGCUCCAAAGAAAGCCAAGAAGCCAAAGACUGUCAAGGCCAAGCCUGUGAAGGCCUCCAAGCCUAAGAAGGCAAAAGCCUCCAAGCCCAAAGCAAAGUCCAGCGCAAAGAAGUCAGCCAAGAAAAAGUGAGGGGCGAGUUUGGGACCUUCUUUCUUGGACCUUCUUCUUGACCUCUCCUCUGUAAAUAGACUCCUUCUUUAUUCUCUACUCAUUUCUAUUGCAGCUUUAUAAAGACUGAACGGUUCUUGCCCUGUACUUUAAAAACCCAUUCAUCUGGAAAGCUACAUUUGGGGUUUGGUUUGGUUUUUUCUAUUGUGAUUUGAAAGAGACUUUUAUGUCAUUCUUCUGUUUCCCUUCUCUAUUAAGGUAUGCAGCACUUGUGUUCUGAGCAUGAGGGAAGAUUAAUGAGGGACAUUCUUAAUGUUCUUGUUUCUGGAGGAGGAUUUGAGAGGUAUUUGAUGAAGGAGGGGAUGUGCUGGGGGCCUUCCUUAACUGGAUCUCCUCAACUAGAUAGACCCACAACCGAUUGCUGUAACUGGCUUUUAAGCAAAACACAACUUUGGUUUUUCAUGGAUGAAUAGGCUUCCAAUUUAGCAAAUACGGGGAUGGUUGUUUCCAGGGCCACAACUAGGGUCUGUGUCACCCGGGGCAAACAUGGAUUCCACACCCAUUUUGGCGCCCCCCCCCCAGCACUCAUUUUGGCGCCCCCCCCAGCACGGCGCCCGGGGCACAUGCCCCAGUUGCCCUCCCCCUAAUUGUGGCCCUGGUUGUUUCUUUCUAGACCUAGUGAAGGCUGGAUUGGUCGAGGUUAAUAAGCUUUCCACUGACUUCAUUGUUUCAGAGGGGGACUGUGCUAUUUGCAGGGAAGAUUGAAAUGGGGUCAGUGAAAAAUCCUGCAAAUAUUUGAAUCUCUCCCUAUUAAUAUUCGUAUAUGCUGGCAACAUUGGAGUAAAGAAAGUGAAGAUGUUAAUUCUGUUCUUCAAAAGAGAAUAGAAAUAGUUAGGAGGGUGGUGUGUGCAUGGAUUCUGACUGCCAUCUGGUUCUGGCAAUUUCAAGAGAGGUGUUGCAAAAGCUAUCUAUUGCCUGCUGUUGGAAUCUGGAUGCUUCCCAACUCUGCAGUGUCUGCCACCUAAAAUUAAAACUUUUGUAUAAGGAGUAUAGUCUACAGGAUUCCCCCCCCCUUCACUUUUUAAUUAUGUGUCUUUUGACUUGGUAAGGGAGAAAGAACAAAUGUAGGGGAUAAUAGAUAACACAAAUGUAGCCAAUAUUGAAUCUAGGAAGCUGUAUACAAUUAUUGCUAAGGUUUGGAGUGUUUUCCCCCAGAGGGGAAUGUAAAACAUAAUUUUAAGUACUCCAGUUUAAAAAAAAAUUAGGUAUGCUUAUGUUUAAACAAAAGCAAAUUCUUAUAGGAUUGAUAUAUGUUCAUUUUACUUUGUAUGUGUAAUUUUGUGCCAGGAAGAUUUAGCUGUCUUUGUAAUUUUAGGGUUUAAAAUAAAAUUUAAAACCGACUAACA